AAAACAUCCAGCACCGCUUUUAAUAGUGUUACCACUCCUUAAAGUGAAGCCAGAAAUAGGUUUCAUGUCCAAAGCUUUCCACCACAGUACACACCAUUGGCAGAUGAAGAAACAUCUUUAUUGUGGGGAAAGGGGGCGCACUUAGAGGGAUGAACGAUGCCUCACCACUUGGAAAGUUACUGGGUCCGGCCUUAAUCCCAAAAUGCCACUUGCAUUGCAACAUGUGGCCCAGGGUUACAAAAGAAAUGUGGCUGACGGGCGUUGCAGACGGACGUUACGCCGGUGUACAAAGCAAAGCAGAGGGGGAAACAUAAAUCAGGCGCCAUCGGUGAAAACCCGGCAAGGAUCUAAGUCUCCGUUCGGUGGGAGGUUCGGUGACACAAUAAUCACGUGUACUGUCCGUAGACGUUCGGAAAUAUUCGAUUCUGGAACGUGCAGGGGCCGAAACCAGCCGGCAGAGCAAGUACCGGUCGGCACCAGCGGCCGGGUUAGCGCGGUUCCGUUCCAGCCCGAGGCGGGUCACGCCUCCGACUCCCGGUCCCGGCGACCUCCGGGGGCGAAGCCGGAGCCGGCGCGAGGCGGAAGCCUGGCCGCGCUCCCCGCCCGCGCCCAGGCCGCCUCCGGGUGCACCGCCGGCCUCGCGCGGCCCCGGCCCCCAGACCCAGGCCCGGAAGGCGAGCAUCGAUUUACCUGCUCCCCGCUCUGGCUGCCGCCGCCGCCGCCGCCACGCCGCUCACCCACACUGCCAGGCUGCAGGCCCAUUACCCUAAUAGACUGUGACCUUCUGAGCUGAGAAACAUGGUUCCUUGCCCUCAAGAGGAUCAAGUUUGGAGAAAGACAUAAACAAUCAAAUAGAGUAAUAACAAGCACUGAAAUCAAGUUUAUUUUUAAAAUAUGGAGGAGGAGCAUCUUAUUCAACCUCCAUUAAACAGGAAGUACUUCUCAUAAAAUGUAAAGCUCAAGAUGAAUCUUGAAGGAUCAGUAGGAAUUGGCCAAGCUAAGAAACAAAGUAUGUUCCAGACAAAGGCAUAGGUACCUUGGUAUGUAUCUCCUUGCCUAUGAACUGUGGAGGUAAGUAUAGUGUGUAGGUAGGUAUAGUAGAAGCAAAGGUGGUGAUGUGUGGGAGUGUGGCGGGAGAAGUGUGACCUGUAGAUAGGGUCAAGAUGGAUGGAGAGUAAUGGAUUAUUUAAGUGAGGUUGGGGGGAAUUACUUCAGCAGCAGUGCACGGGAUGGAUUAUUAGAUAGGGAACAGGUUUUUCUCUGGAAAAACAGAGAAGCCAGUUAGAAGACUGAUAAAAUAACUAGGGUGAAGAAUUAUGGAAGCCUGAGUUGAGGUGGUAGGUAGCCAUGAGAUUGGCAAAAAGGAUUUGAAAGCAAAAAUAUAGGCAAGAACUGAAGAUGUAUUCCAGAUUUCCGAUGCUAUUCAAAGAGGUAGGGGAUUCAGGAAGAAGGUGAUACACUUGCUGAUAAGAAUAAUGAAACACUACCACUUACUACUAUUGAAGUUGAUAUGCUGUUGCAGUCACCCACAGAAAUGAGAUGGAUGCCCACCUAAAAUUUGGUUCAUAUUUCAAGAUUUCUGAUACCAUGCCUGCACCAAGAGGGUAUAAGAAGGUCUAUUAGUCACAUAAUGAGACUUUCUAGGAAGAGCAAGGCAGGCUUCCCAAACAAGUCCAAGAUGUCUGGGAUGGGGUACAGGGAGGUUGGGAGAAACACUGGCCCUUACGGUUUUUAUGGUGGCUAGGGCCAUGAUACUGGGGUGAAAAUUCCUCCACAGGAGCCAGGGCUUGUGUGGCCUGAAUUACCACUGGCACCAAAGAAGGGAGCACCCAAGCUUUCUUAUCAGCAUCCUCAGAUAUGAGGCAAGAGGGAACGAUGACGGCUUGAAAGUUGUCAACCGUUAAACAUCAAUUAGGGAAUCAGAGUCUUUAUUACCUAUGUUUAGGGUUAGGUUUCGUUUUGUUUACUCUGACAAGAAAAUAAUAUAAUUUUUAUGUCUUUAUAUGCUUUGAAAAUGAUUGUAGUGGACACUUGCCUUCUCAAAAUUUGUUCCACUCUUCCCAUAUUGUGCAGCACACACCUGAGCAGUUUGGGUUGAAUUAACCUCACCCUUAUCCCAAAGUUAAUCCAAUCAGGUUAAUCCUGACCCAUGAUGUUCCCUUGGCCACAAAUGGUUUGGGAUUGAGCGCCAGUCUUAGAACUUUUGCCCCAAAAUUGUGUGAUGUGGCUCCCUUUCUCCCUCUUGAUGUGAAUGAGAAAAGGAUAUGAUCCUUGUUGCUGAAGGCAGUCAUCUUUUGACCAAGAAAAUGAAAGAGAAAUGGAGCUGAAACCCUAAUCAAAUAAACAAAGAUCUAUACCAUUGUAUAUAAGCAAAAGGAUGUAAAGUAAAAACUGUGAAAUUUUUAAAUAAGCAUUUUUCUGGCCCCUUUCUCCUCCUGUACUACAUUGUUCCAUUAUGUGAGCCUUCAAAUCAAAUCAACAUAGAGUUUGACUUUUUUUGCUACUGAUCCUCAGUAUCAAAUACUGAGUAGUGUAUUAAAUGUAGGUUAAGUCGAUUUGAAUUUUAAAAUGUGCACAUAUGUGUUACUUACCUUACUUUAUACUCUAAUGGUUGUCAGUUGCCAUAAUCUAGAAUUUGCACUUUAGAUGUAUUCAGCUGGCGUUUAAUCAGAAAGUCUGCAUUCCAAACAUAGCAACAAUAAAUGCUUCUGGUGUCAUUAUCUUCCAUUAACACCUGAGGCUUUGCUAAUCACUGGACCUUAUAAAUGGGUUUUCAUAAGUGAAACUAUGGGUUUUCUGUUAGUGUAAUGACUCUCAUUGAGGAACCAGUGGUGUUCAUGAUAUAUAGAUUGAAUAAAAUAUUUCAGAGAUAAUCCCUACCUUGCAUGACCAAGGUUAUAAAAAGUAAACUCUGUAGUCUGCAUUUUUAGGAACAGCACCAUUCUGACCUCAAACAAAAAUGUCUAAACUCCUAAUACUCUUCAGUAUGCCAAAGAUGGAACAGUUUAAUUUCUGCUUAACUAAAGGGAGAAUCAUGUUCAUUAUGGAGGUGACUGCAGACAUCAUGUUAAUUAUGGAGAUAAGGAAUAAAUUAUUUGUGCCUUUUCCUCCCCACUGCAAGUUCAUAUUCAGAAUAUUCCCAACACAGACACCAUUAAACUGAGAUCUCAGGAUGGGCCAUUAAAUUUAGACUGGCAGAGUAUGAAGGGCUACUAGGAAAGAGAAAUUCCAAGAUACAAAAGUUGGACUACAGAUGGUCUCUGGCCAUUGUCACUUUCCUAUAGAAGUAACAAUAAGGAAAUAGUUCAAAAACCUAAUAUGAAUGGGAAAAUAUAUUUAUUGUUAAAUAAACCUCAAGCCUGACUGAUAACAACUUGUGACUAUUUAAUCUGAAGACAAUCCUCAGACUUCUACAUUCAAACUAAUAGGAAAUGAGCUGCCAAAAUAGUGUAACCUCUUAAAAAGAGGAUCUUCCCCAGUGACCAGCUCCGAUGGGGCCAUAAAGGACACUGAGAGCAAAACAGUACCUGUCCAGAGAACCCAUACCCCUGCCAUCAGGAGUCCUCACUAUUCCUGUCUGCAGAAUAUGACAAGGAUCAGUGACUACUAUGUAAUG
Molecule: messenger RNA, 3616 nt
Organism: Zalophus californianus (California sea lion)
Lineage: Eukaryota; Metazoa; Chordata; Mammalia; Carnivora; Otariidae
Exons: 2
Coding region: 203-793 (196 amino acids)
Source: RefSeq, a predicted model, not a curated record